GGUACACGGAUUUGGUCGAAAACUUCACUGAAACUGGCAUUUUUGGAGCGGAGCUGAUAUUGGAGACGUUCAAAAUGGAUUAAAAGCAGAAAUGUUUGCUGUAAGGUGGAGACGACAACAUUAAUUCGGGAGCAAUUUUGUGGACGCACCGUGUACACUACUUUGGAGCCUGUACGUCAUGUCUGCCGACAGCACUGGCGGUCGGAGACACAGCUCGGGCCCUGGCAGCUACCGGCAUGGACCCAGCCGGAGCAGCAGCCAGAGGUCGUCCUACGAGGAGCGCUGUGUUGACCCGGUGGAAGACAGGCUCCCGACUCCAGAGCCAAAGACAGUCCACAAAGCCAACCUGAAAGAUGCGAACGGAAGGGAGUCUGAGACCAUCGGCUUCGUCCCCGGCUCAGCUGACCCUUCCUCUGCCACACAAACCUGCAAUCCCUGCGCUUCUCCAAGGGGCUGUAGGACCUUUAUGUGCAGCGUGCUCACCUGCGGCCUGUAUCGGGUCUGCCAGCGCUCCAUCCUCGCUCCGUGCCUGGCGCCAAACGAGAGCUCCCCAGACGAACCAGAGAAGGUGAGCCUCCGAGCCGCGAACCCCGGAGAGCGCAAAGAAGAAGAGGACGGCGCGGACUGGCUGGAGGACGUCCACUUCGCCGGAGUCAAAGUUGACAGCCCGAGAGCGUAUUUAGACGUUGAAACCAAAUCUACAUCAUAUGUGCUUCCGUCUGGCGGUCCGACACAGCCCAUCCAUCCGUCCAUGCAUGAGUCUAUGAGGUUCGAUGACUGGGAGGAUGGCGAGGAGAACGUGGACUCUCUGAUCACCAAGAAGCUGCUGGAGCUCUACUCUGAGUAUCAGAUCGAAGAGUUGGCCAGGUGCACCUCGGACUCCGUGUUUCUGAAGAAAAGCAAGGCCAUCAACCAGCUCAUCAACUCGCUGGCAGAGGAGCACAAGAUGGACGAGCAGGAGGCCGAGUGUCGGCUGGUGCGCGGCAUCAUCCGCAUCAGCACUCGGAAGAGUACGAAGAAGAGGCCGCCCAUCACGAGGAGGGAGAGGACGCUGUCGGACAGCGGGAACGAGACAAUGAGGGACAGCGGUUCCUUUUCGUUCAGCAACAACAAUGACUACAAAUCAAAUCCAAACAUCCAAAUAUCAGAACUGACCUCCUCUGACAAGUGUGCCAGAGAGAUGUGGAGGAACAAUGGAGGUCAUACUUCUGGUUCUCCGACCACCUACUCACCCUCUCACACAGAAACUAAUUCUUCAGGUGUCCCACUAAUUCGCACCUCUGUGAGAACAUGAUUCCUGCUCUGCACUGGCGAUCUAUGCUUGAAUUAUUUGUCAUGCCGUGUCCACAACGUCACAUAUGGGACGUUGAAAGGCGACACUACUUGCACAGGAGUCUGGCUGAGCCGAGCUCUUUGUAAAGACCAUGGCGUCGCUGUUUCCAAAGCCACGUCAUGAAGAUGUGAUAAUCCACAUUGUCUGAAGGACUUCAGUGAACUCAGGGCUCUGUGUGUAGAUAUUUAUGGUUGAUGAAUAUUAUGUGUAUAUUUGAAGGAUUGCUUUAUUGAGAGCUUGCCCUGCAGGCAGAUAUCACCAGCAGCUCUCAGUGGCUCUUAGAUAUUUUAUCACGGUUAACCGUCCCCUCGUCCUUGAAGGAAGAACCGAGUUCUGUUCUGACCUCUGGUUAUUCUGCUGUUAUUAUGCAGAAGACAUUUGGAUUUAGUUUUGUAAAAAGAAAGUACAGAGCUGUAUUACAUCACCAUAGAUUUUAUUUUAAAGUAAUUUGUAUGAUUUUAAAGUGUAUUCAAUGCGUUCAAUUCAGUGGUUAUGUAACAAAGAAUCAUUCUGGAAAAUUAUGUUCUGAUAGUUUUUCAUAAUUUGACAUAUUUCAAAUCGAUGUAAGAGUGCAUAGAAGUGGCAAUAGUGUAAAAAGAUGAAGUAACAAUCAUUGUCAGGAAGAAAAAGUAGUUUAGUUCAAAAUCCUGUAUAUUAUAAUAUUGGUUGGGUGAGUUUUUUUAUGUAUGCGUGGUCGGGCAUGCUUUAUUUGCUUUCUUGCAGGGAGUUAUACGCUACACCCAAUUAGCUUAGCUUGGAAAAGAGUGGAAAAGCUAGCAUGGUUCUGUCCGAAGGUAACACGCUCACUAAUUAACACAUUAUAUUUUGUUUUUUGUUUUUCCGUACAAAAACAAAGUGUACUAUUCUGUUUCUGUAAUUUAAUAUUAAGAAAAAUAGAGCAUGUUAAUGAUUGAGCUUUAAGGUCUUAAGACAGUAAUUCAUCUCAGUCAGCAGCACAACCACCAGUCUCUUUCCCUCUCUCUCAAACAAACGGACACAAAACAAAGGAAGCUUCUUGGUAUCGCUAUUUACAGCAUGGACUGUAAGCCAGACACAGACAUUGAAGCUGGGUACCCAAAAUAAACCAAGAGAGGACAUAACUGGGAGAGUAUCAUAGUUUGGUCCACAAAGUCUGUCUGGUUAGCGCCCAGUUUCAGUGAUAUUUCAGGCUAACUGUGGCUAGCGGUCUGGUCGCCGUAAUAGCCACCACAUUCUGACGUCGCGCCAAUUUUUUAGCUCACUUAUUGACACGUUAUAUUUUGUUUAUUUAUUCUGUAGAAAAACCAAUGUGUAAAAACAUCAAGUUAUGGUUUUUGAGGGGUUAUCAGUGGGCUAUUUCUCUGCCACAAUUAGUUGUAUUUGCAGUUCUGUUUCUGUAAUUAAAAAUGAGAUUGAGCAUGUUAAUGAGUGGGCUUUAAAAGGUGCUGGUGGGUGUAUUUUGUUGCCUUUGGACAGAGCCAGGCUAGCUGCUUCCCACUGUUUCCAGUCUUUAUGCUAAGCUAAGCUAACUGACUGCUUAUUUUUACCACACAGAUGUGAGAGUAGUAAAUAAUAUUAGUUUGUUUCCAUGAGAAAAUGUAUGGAAAAAGCUAGUGGACCUUGACUUUUUUGUUCUUUUUUAUGUCAAAGUCUAUGGUUUAUGAUGUUCAUACAAUGCAUGUGGAGUGUGAUUUUAUUUUCCCAAAGCAUAUUGUUAUUAGUGUUAUAAAAAGAGGCUCAUAUGAAGCAGAUAGCUCUUACGUUAACCAGGUGUUUGAUGCAUUCUGGGUACUGUUUGUGGCCUUCCCAUCUGCAACUCAAGCUCUCAAAUUGAAAGACGUCAUGAAAGCUGGUUUGAACUGUAGCUAGUCUCUCGGUUGCAUCAUGUACUAUUAACUAUAAUUUAUAAAUGAAUCAUUAUAUACCAAGCUGACUCAUGAAGUGAAUGUCUCCAACAUGCUCACCGUGUUUGCUCCUGAGUGCUGAUGGGAAUUUGGCCAGCUGACUCAGUGAAAUUUUUUCAGCUCUGUGUCGUUCUUAUCAGCGUUAGAUUACGCACCCUAUUGUAGUGCCUUCAGUUAAUGCACAUAUUGUAAACGUGGUUUUACUGUCCAGACUACAUCUAUCCUCUUGUGACCUAUUUUAAAAGUAUACUGAAUUAACUACUUAUACAGUAUAUUUUUAGUGUGUCAAGAAUCUGGCAGCAACACCCGGGUGGUUAUAAUGAAAUGGUGUGAAACUGGUUGCUCUGGUUUUGACCAAGAAGCACAAAACAUCACUCGAUUAUUUAGGAUGCGAUGAAUGUGUAUACUAACGGCUAACUGUAACUGUCCUAAUUUACUUGUUGAGCUGUCUGCUGAAGCAUAGCAUUUGUGUUUUCAUUCACACAUCUACAUUCUCUGAAGGUUUGCUAAUUUUCCUAGUAUAAUGCUUGGGCCUUUAACUGAGGUAUGGUACUUUAUAUUUUCCAGCAAAGGUGUGUGUAAGCUGUCUUUUAACUGAUGUGCCAUUGUAAAAACAGUAAAGUAAAUGAAGUGA
Molecule: messenger RNA, 3850 nt
Organism: Morone saxatilis (striped sea-bass)
Lineage: Eukaryota; Metazoa; Chordata; Actinopteri; Moronidae
Gene: kdf1b
Product: keratinocyte differentiation factor 1b
Exons: 4
Coding region: 179-1294 (371 amino acids)
Biological process (GO): keratinocyte development; regulation of epidermal cell division
Cellular component (GO): cell junction
Source: RefSeq, a predicted model, not a curated record